Molecule: messenger RNA, 2643 nt
Organism: Lynx canadensis (Canada lynx)
Lineage: Eukaryota; Metazoa; Chordata; Mammalia; Carnivora; Felidae
Gene: ASB8
Product: ankyrin repeat and SOCS box containing 8
Exons: 3
Coding region: 1187-1870 (227 amino acids)
Biological process (GO): intracellular signal transduction
Molecular function (GO): protein binding
Source: RefSeq, a predicted model, not a curated record
UUGCUGUAUUGAUGGAGAGUACUUUGGGAGGUGAAGCGGGAAGGUUCCUGGGGAAUCGUGAUAGAUUACAGAUUUGCAGCAUUGACUCAGCGCAACAUGACAAGGAGUUUUUACAGUCCUCGUACAUGUAUUAACUUGACGAUGCAAAUACAUUUUCCUUGUGUUUUGCUUCUCUUUCCUUCUCCCUUUCACUUUGUGCAUCUGAUAUUUUUCUUCAGGAAAUAUGUUCUGGAUGACCCUAGUCUCACGUUCUUUGUAAAAUCUCUGUCUGGAUAUGAUGCAUAUGGGAUCCAGCAAGCUCAAAGUCUCCUACACGUGUUCUACUAAGGGAGGAAGGAGACGAGCAAAGCAGAAGCAGUUUUCAAAUCCUUGUGGUUUAUAAUAAUCACAUAGAGAGAUAUCACUUGCCGUCUAUCUUAACAACAGCUACCACUUUUAAUUCUGUAAGGAAUGUCAACCUUUAAAUGCAGGGUAAUUUUUGACUUAAGAAAGCAUCUUAACAUCUUUAACCACUGCCAUUCAGCGAUUGUUAUACAACUAGUAUCCUAGACAGUCUUUGAGAUCUUCUCCUGAGUAUUAUUCCUGCUGAAGAGAAGUUACAGGGUAAUUUUUUGAUCACUAGAAAAUGCAUCCAGAUGGUUGCUUUUGUACAUUUCUUUUCAACAACAGUGGAGUCCUUAUUUACCGCCUGGAGCUCUGUAGCUGCUUCGGGGUUGUGUGGUGCAGCUUUGAGAAGGAAUAGUCCUACAGCGUUAACUUGUUCUCAGCAAAAGUGGUACCAGAGGAUUCAGCAGUAGGAAGUUUGUCACGUUCUAAUUCUAGCUCUGCUGCUGAGUCAUUCGGCGACUUUGGUCUGACUGUGAGGUCCCCAUCUCCUUUCAUCACAUUUGAAAGAGCCAUACCUCCGGAGGCUAGGUGGCAGAGAAUGCCCAUACUCAGAGGCUACUUUGAAGAUGUUUAUAAACAAAAAGAUAACGUUAAGAUGACCUUACUAUUAGUGAUGGUCAUCAGUUGAAUGACAAAGAGGGUGCCAGGUCUCCUGGCUGGUUUCAGUCUGACCGACUCACUUUCUGGACUUUUGUAGAGCAUGGCGGCCGUAGAAAGUGGAUGGGUUUUCCAGCUUUCCUGAGUGGGAGCAGAUGUGAACUGUACCCAUGGCACACUGAAGCCACUGCACUGCGCCUGCAUGGUGUCAGAUGCUGACUGUGUGGAGUUACUCCUGGAAAAAGGAGCUGAGGUGAAUGCCCUGGAUGGUUACAACCGAACAGCCCUCCACUAUGCAGCUGAGAAAGAUGAGGCUUGUGUGGAGGUCCUCUUGGAGUAUGGCGCAAACCCCAACGCGCUGGAUGGCAACCGAGAUACCCCACUUCACUGGGCAGCCUUUAAGAACAAUGCUGAGUGUGUGCGGGCCCUCCUGGAGAGUGGGGCUUCUGUCAAUGCCCUGGAUUAUAACAACGAUACCCCGCUCAGCUGGGCUGCCAUGAAGGGAAAUCUGGAGAGCGUCAGCAUCCUUCUUGAUUACGGAGCAGAAGUCAGAGUCAUCAACCUAAAAGGCCAGACACCCAUCUCCCGCCUGGUGGCUCUAUUAGUCAGGGGACUUGGAACAGAGAAAGAAGACUCUUGCUUUGAGCUUCUCCACAGAGCUGUUGGACACUUUGAAUUAAGGAAGAAUGGCACCAUGCCACGGGAAGUGGCCAGAGACCAGCAGCUGUGUGAAAAACUGACUGUUCUGUGCUCAGCCCCGGGGACUCUAAAAACACUGUCUCGCUAUGCUGUGCGCCGGAGUUUGGGCCUCCAGUAUCUGCCAGAUGCAGUGAAGGGCCUUCCACUGCCAGCCUCUCUGAAGGAAUACCUCUUACUUGUGGAAUAGGCUGGAGAAGUUGUUUGCACCAUCAGGCAGGCAACUCUGGGUGAGAUUUUUCCCUGUGGUACUGUCUCUUUGUCUUGGAAAACAGGAAAAGCAGUUGUUCCUGUUGUGUGGUUUAUAUUUAGAGGCAACAUGUCACAACAGUCACCUCCACACCACCUCCCCUCCCCAAACCAAGCAACCAAACAAACAAACAAAAAAAUCCCUCACUUUUGUUUUCUCUUUAUUGCUUACUCGGCUUUUUAUAUUGCACCCUGCAAGCGAAGAGGUCUCCCCCUACCCCCCUCCCCCCUUUAGGGAAAAAGUCAACAAUGCAACUGAAUUCUCUAGGAAGAUGAAGAGUAUUUAAAGAGUGUGUGUUUAGUUUUCCUUUGGGAACAUGAUUAACAUUUCAGAAGAAUCCCUCUAGAAACAUUUUAACUGGUCAGUGAAGAAGUCUAAGAAAAGUCCAGCUAACAAAUGUGGCCCAAAGGUGAAGAUACUAAAAGCUCAAAUGGUGUGCAGAUUCACAGUUGGGCUGGAUGAUAUUCCUAGAGUGCCACGUCAUGGAGCAUUCAGAAGGGACUGGCCCCCUCUCUCACCAUCAAAGGAAACAGCGGUCUUAGCCUCUUUUCCAUGGGUGUGCCCGAGGGUUCCAGUAGUUCAGCAGUGUUAUUUCAGAACUAACAUUUUCUUACUGCUUUCCACAUAGUAUAAGAGGUAGCAGGUUCUGAGCAGUCCUAAGAACUUUUCUAACGCAGUUCUUUCUCUUGGUGAAUGCCAGUUUGCUCCAAUGG